AUUAGGCCUACGCUCCUGUUGUCUGAGACAAGUCCAUCAAGCAGCUAUUAAAUACCAAACGAGACUGCGGUCUUUGUUCAGGAACUUCCUCAGACGCAAAUGGACCUGCAAGGCAAACUGGGGGAUGAAUCCUUGUACGUUAGCACAGCUCUUGUACCCUGCCCUACACAUGGCUGGUGGAAUGCCGCACAGACGUAUGGAUGCACUUGGAUCAGUGAUCAGUGUGACAUGGGCAGCCUUCGGGAGCUCCCUUACCUGCAGCUUUCCCUCCUCUCCACGGAACCAGCACCCACCGUCCUGAACACGGAUUUUGAACUGAACUGCAGCUCCUCAGCUCAGCUCACGAACAGCGCCUCCGUCUGCGCGGCGCUCGCCUCGAAACCAAUGGACGAGAGCAACCUCCCUCGGCAACCAAUGGGAGCGCAGCGUCCGCCCUCGGCAACCAAUGGGAGAGCAGAACCCUGUCCCUGUAGCCAAUGGGCGCACAGCACCCACGGUCCGCAGCCAAUGGGCGGGGCGGCCUGGACGGGCGGGGCCGCGGGCGGCUGGCGCUGCAGGAUCUGCCCCCCAUCUUUGCCUUGGGAAUUGCCCCAGUCCUCCCCUCGGGAACUGCCCCCAUCCUCCCCUCCAGAGCUGCCGCACUCCCGGGUCACAUUCUCCAAGCCCUGGACCAUGGCUUCCAUCAUGUUUGCCCAGUGCAACCGCAGGUGCGCGAGCUCCGUGCUGCUGAUCGUGCUGCUGUGCUGCAUCCUUCCUCCACCAGCACAAGCCGGCAAGAGCUCAGAGGACAUCCGCUGCAAGUGCAUCUGCCCCCCGUACCGGAACAUCAGCGGGCACAUUUACAACAAGAAUGUGUCACAGAAGGACUGCAACUGCCUGCAUGUUGUGGAGCCGAUGCCGGUGCCAGGGAAUGAUGUGGAGGCAUACUGCCUGCUGUGCGAAUGCAAGUAUGAGGAGCGCAGCACCACCACCAUCAAGGUGAUCAUCAUCGUUUACUUGUCUGUGGUAGGGGCACUGCUGCUUUACAUGGCUUUCCUUGUGCUGGUGGACCCUCUGAUCCGGAAGCCGGAUGCGUAUACCCAGCCCCUGCACAAUGAGGAGGAGAAUGAGGACGCUCGCUCCUUGACAGCAGCUCUCACCCCCUCUGGCACCAGAGCCAACACGGUGCUGGAGCGGGUGGAGGGGGCCCAGCAGCGCUGGAAGCGCCAGGUCCAGGAGCAGAGGAAGACUGUUUUUGACCGCCACAAGAUGCUCAGCUAGAUCUUACUGAGUGAUGCAGCACCACUUCCCAAGACAGAGUAGCUCCACUGGCUGAGAUGGACAGCCAGUCAUCCCUCAGGACACAGGUGGUGUUGGACUGAAAGCUCUGACCCUCUCUGAUUUACCAUCUUCAUAGGAAGGAGCAGACCAAAAUGCUUGCCUCUGGUUUUGUCCCCUCUCCCUUCACCUCAACCAGAGGCUCUUUAACUCUUGCCCAGCCGAGAUCUGCACUGAUCGUUUGCCCCGUGGCUGCAUGCGGAUGGUCGGUGGGCGCAGGGCUGCUGCCCUGUUGGGGCUGUCUCCAGCGAGGUGGCAGCCCCAGCGCUGUGCUCAGCUGAAUCCCUGCAGGACCACUUGCUGGGAUCGACAUCUCUGUCAGCCCACCCUGCAUCAGAGAUGGGGUGCUCAGUGCAGUCUUCCUGGGAUAAUUGUUAUGUGGGAUAAUUUAUGUGGUACUUCUCCAGUAUAAAGAAGCCGCCUCCUCCUCCUCCAGUUUGCACCGAUGUUAACUGGGCAUUGUGGUGCUGACACAGGUGUGUUGUGCUGGAAGGAUGAAGUGGGGGUUUCCCUGCCAGUGGUCAGCAGCUGCUUGCACAUACCCUAGUGUAAACAGAGCGGAUUUCCACUCCCUUCGUAGAAUGGUUUGGGUCAGAAGGGACCUCUAAGCCCAUCCAGUUCCACCCCCUGCCACGGGCAGGGACACCUCCCACUGGAUACGGCUGCUCCAAGCCCCAUCCAACCUGGCCUGGAACCCCUCCAGGGAUGGGGCAGCCACCACUGCUCUGGGCAGCCUGGGCCAGUGCCUCCCCACCCUCAGGAAAAUAUUUCUCCCUAAAAUCUCAUCCCAAUCUCCCCUCUUUCAGCUUAAAGCCAUUCCCCCUCGUCCUCUCCCUGCACUCCCUGAUCCAAAGCCCCUCCCCAGCUUUCCUGGAGCCCCUUCAGGUACUGGAACGUGGCUAUAAGGUCUCCUCGGCGCCUUCUCUUCUCCAGGCUGAACAAGCCCAACUCUCAGCCUCUCCUCAUACAGGAGGUGCUCCAGCCCUGGGAUCCUCUUCAGUGGAGUCUGUCCAAACUUACACCAGCGUAACUGAGACUGCAGCUUGUUUCUGUGCAGGUGAAUAUCACAAACUGAUUCAUGCAUUCACAAAUAAAGAC
Messenger RNA from Cuculus canorus (common cuckoo), 2415 nucleotides. It is a transcript of the gene TMEM9, whose product is annotated as transmembrane protein 9. The coding region runs from base 100 to 1260 and encodes 386 amino acids. NCBI's taxonomy places the organism in Eukaryota, Metazoa, Chordata, Aves, Cuculiformes, Cuculidae. Gene Ontology annotation, cellular component: lysosomal membrane. The transcript has 8 exons. The record is from RefSeq and is a predicted model, not a curated record.